Thermothielavioides terrestris NRRL 8126 is the source of this 1467-nucleotide messenger RNA. RefSeq names its product glycoside hydrolase family 93 protein. The record is from RefSeq and is a predicted model, not a curated record. The transcript is spliced from 2 exons. NCBI's taxonomy places the organism in Eukaryota, Fungi, Ascomycota, Sordariomycetes, Sordariales, Chaetomiaceae. The coding region runs from base 54 to 1271 and encodes 405 amino acids.
UCUGGUUUCUCAGUCUUCUGUCUCGCAGCUUGAGCCGGCAAGUAACCGCCACGAUGCAACUGAAGACGCUUGCCCUCGCCGCCACGGCGGUAGCCACGGCGGCAGCGCAGUUCCAGAACCUGCCGCCAGGCUAUACCAACAGGACCAAGCCUCGGCCCUUUAGCACCUUUGGCUUCAACAUCAUCUACCAGCCGGACUACCAUCACAACAUCAUCUACCCGAGGAUCGUGGAGCUCGACUGCGGCGUGAUCCUCGCGACGGCGAGUCUGAACACCACUCCGGGCGUGUUCCCUGUGUUUCGGAGCAAGGACGGCGGCGCGAGCUGGACGUGGUUCAGCAACAUCACGGAUCAGCACAACGGGCUCGGCAUGGAUGCGCAGCCGGCGCUGGGCCCCGUUCUACCCGCCGCCGUGGGCGACUGGCCUGCCGGGACGAUCCUGGCCAGCGGCAACAGCUGGGGCAAUUCUAGCGGGUUUAUCGACCUGUACGGCAGCAAGGACAAGGGCAAGACGUGGCAAUACAUCAGCAAUGUCGCCAAGGGCGCCGGGCUGGGCGGCGGCCUUAACUUGACCGGCGACACGAACGGCAACCACAUCUUCGAGCCGACGAUCUGGUACGACAAUGGCACCGUGGGGGUCUUCUACUCGGACGAGCGCGACCCGGCGCACUCGCAGAAGCUCUCCCACCAGGUGUCGACCGACCUCGUGAACUGGGGCCCCGUGGUCGACGACGUCGCGUUUCCGCGCUGGUCAGACCGGCCGGGCAUGACGACGGUCGCGUAUGUGCCGCCGCUGAAGCAGUACAUCCUGACGCACGAGUACCCGGGGGGCGAAUCGUGGAACGGGGAGAACUACCCGGUGCACUACCGGCUGUCGAGCUCGCCGUGGGCGUUCAACAACGCCACGAGCAUCCCGCUGUCGGUCAACGGGCGGCAGGCCGGGUCGAGCCCGACGGUCGUGUGGACGCCGGCGGGCGGGCCCAACGGCACCAUCAUCGUCAGCGACGCGACCUACUCGGACGUGUUCAUGAACCGCUUCGCCGGCCAGCCCGACAUGUGGGAGGCGCACGCGAUCGCCCAGCCCGACGGCUACAGCCGCGCGCUGCACGUCAUGCGCCACAACCCGGACCACAUCAUGAUCAUGGGCGCCGCGCACUGGCCCGGUGCCGACGUGCCCGGCGCCGUGCGGCCGCUGUCCGUGACGGUGUUCAGCGUCGAGGAGACGCUGAGGAGACCCCCUAGGGAUGCCUACCCGGUGAACAGGUACUGGUGAUAGAGGUCGUUCAAGCCAGCUUGAGCUUGGGCAAGAAUGGCGGGCCAACACGUCGGGUUGCUGUGCUAGGAAGGUAGUUCGGUGGCAUGAUUCGAAAUAAUAAUUAAUAUUCCGUCAGACGGUUUUGCUUGCUUUCUAAGCGUUACGGAAUACUUGAAAGAUCCUCUGGCAGCCCAACAGCUAUCCCUUUUGGUCA